AAUUUAUUGACGUAUAAAAUGACAUUUCAAUUAAUAAUCUGUGUUUUGGCAGCGGGCGGUAUUGAAUCGAGAACCAAAGUUAUUUGAUAUUUCUUUUCUUUUUGUUUUCAGCGAUGAUAAUGUUUAUUUCACAAAAGAACAAUUGUAACAACAAGAAGGAAGGUUUUAAUAACUUUAAAUUUUAUUAAAAUGCUAUUGUGUUGAGGAAACAAUGAACGAUAGCGCCGCCGAAUGCUCGGAAGCUUUGGAUCCUCGCGUUCAGAUUGAGCUAGAGCGAUUAAACACUGCGACAGAUGAGAUCAACAGGCUUGAAGUUGAGCUGGACGAGGCUCGGCUGGCAUUCCGAAGACUGCUUGCAGAAGGGCACCUGCGGAUACAGCAGCUUACCAAGAAGCUUGGUACCAGUGUGCACAAAGCCAGGCCUUAUUAUGAAGCUAGAUUCAGAGCUAAUAUUACCUCACAAGAGCUGCAAACAGCGACAGUCGCCUACGACAAAGCGAACAGCGCGCACGCGGCGGCGCGGGAGAUGGUGUACCUGGCGGAGCAGGGGCUGGCGCGCCUGGCAGAGGGCGGCGCCGGCGUCACGCUCGACCCCGCCUGGCAGGAGAUGCUCAACCACGCCACGCAUAGGGUUAACCAGGCGGAGAGCGACCGUGCGCACGCGACGGUGACGCAGCGCACGCGCGCCGCCGCGCACCGCGCCGCCUCCACGCUCGUACACCAACUGCAGAGCUCGCUCAAACGACAUAUCGCCAAAUCCAGACCAUACUUUGAGGAGAAGGCUCGUAUCAACACGGCGCUAGAGGCGCAGAAGGCUCGGAUCCAGACCCUGGAGGAACAGGUCGCUGACGCCAAGCAGCAGUACUCCUCGGCGCUGCGGAACCUCGAGCGGAUCUCCGAUGAAAUACAUAAACACCGGUCUAGGAGACAGUCCGCUAGGAAUGUUCCAGAAAUGGACCGGUCGACGACGACAGACACGGCGAGCGACACGAACACGACGAGCAGCGACAAGCUGGAGGAGUUGUGCGAGAGUAGCACGGAGGCCAGUGUCCGCGAGUGGCUGCGGCGCGCUGCCGACCACCAGCGGCCCAGGCAGCUGCCCGACUGCGACACCUGGACCGAGAUCGAUCUGGACUACUCCAGUCCGGAGGAGGUGAGUUUCGAGAAAUGCUCGCUGCGAGCUCGUUCGACUCCGGAGAAGUGGUCCCCGCCCAGCCCGGUGGAGUCCCGGGCGUCGGCGGCGGAGCCCCGGCGUAUCAUCAGGACUGCGCCCCGCACACACGUGCUCCGGGAGGACCUCGACCGGCCGCGGAGACAGAGCCUCGACGCACUGCUGCAUGACACCGGGGAGAAGGUCAAGGAGAUGUUCCAAGGCCUGUCCCUGUUCGGCGAGCGUCGCGGGUCGAUGUCGGUCCCCCGCACCCCGCGCCGCGCCGCGUCCCCCCGCGCCGCCUCCUCGCACAGCGACGACCGGUACUCCGACACCGACAGUCUCGCCAGCGUGGAGAUGUUGACGGACGAUCAGAUCGCGUCCCUGAUGCUGGACGCGCAGCUGGAGGCGGUGUGCGAGCGACUGGCCGGCGUCGCCGUCAGACAGGGACGCGACCCGCACUCGCCCGAACAUCGAUACUAGCACAGGUUGUGUUAUUUGCAGCUGAAAAUUACGUAAUUUCAAGUAGAGCAGUUGAAAGGUAAAUAACGAUCAGUACAAUGAAUCAUAAUGUUGUUGCAUAAGGUUGAUAAUCGUGUAACGAUAAGGUCUGUUUUAUAUCGAAAGGAAAUCGACUACCAUCGUAAGAAUUAACAUGAUUCUACACAUCGUGGUGAGAGAAAUCAUAAUAUUGAUAUCGACCAUUAAAAAGACGAUGUUUAAAAAGUAGAAAUCUGUCAAAAAAUUUAAAAAGAUCUCCCACUGAAUAAUACUAUCUCGAACGCAAGCAAAAGUGGACCUUAUCGCCUUAACAAAAUAAUUUAUCACCUUUACAAAAUUAAACCUUCAAUUACUAAACAUUAAGGUACAUUUUGUAUUCACACUCCAUUCUUAAACUAUUAUAGUUUAACGCCAUCUAGCGAGCGACACCGACAAACACAAAUUGUACUAGUCUACGCCUUAAUACUCUGCGAUACACGUUUUAGAGAUAACCGCACGUUAAAAUACACUGAAAUGUCCAAUUUGUUUAAAAUAAUUUCGUCUUUAUGGCUUAUAUUAUAAAGGUAAAACAUUUUAUUGUUUGAUUGCAUUUAAUAUGCUCCGAAAGUACCAAAUCGAUUAAAACAAAAUUUGACUCGACCGAGAAUUAGUCGAAAAAAAGUAAGCGUCCACAGGCCCGCAUCGUACGUAUCGCACGCAACGGAUUUUAGUUUGUCUUGUAUAGAAACUCAUACAACUGCGUCCACUGAUCCGCAUCGUACGGACCGCAUCAUCGGCUAUGCCUACAUGCGAUGCGUACUGAUGACGUCACACGGAACGCCGAUGCCAAAAAUCCGAUCGCUGCCGAUACAGUGUAAAAUUAAUCCGUUUCAUGCGAUCCGUUCGAUACGUACGAUGCAAGUCUGUGGACGCUUUAAAUUCCACGUCGGUAGAAGUUUCGCUGGUUCGAAGCUAGUUUUGUUAUAAAGUCGAAAUUAAUUUGACGAUUUCGUGUAGUUUGACGUGCGGUUAUCCCUUCAUUAUGAAGCUUUUUGUCUAUUAGUACACAUAUCAUACGGAUGGGUUUACUGGGCGGCUACUGCCAGCUUGUCUCAUGAAGAAAAAUCAUAGUCUUGACUCCAUGCUACAAUUCAACCACGAUAAGCGUAACAUUAGCUAGAAUAAUUCAUCAAACGUAAAUAUAUUGUCCAUUCCGUGAAUAACUGCCACACUCAGAUGUAUUUAAUGAUUACUUAAACUAAUCCUUAGUAACGUUUGGUAGUAACUGGGUUACUGUUUUUUAAACGUUUACCCACACUAGGAUUUUCUCCUGUGUCGUGGGUGCGUUUACAAACAUACAAGUUUACAUGCACAUGACACCCAGACCCGAAACAACAACUUGUUUAAAUGAGCAACCAAGAGUUGCUCCGUGCGGGAAUCGAAGCUACUACACGUUGCACGGCAGCCAGUUGCCCAACGCGCCAAUCGUGCAGCCUUAUUAAGUAACCAUUAAAUGACUCUUGAGUAUGGCGGUAAGACGCUUUAAAAAUGGCUAACUUCAUUCUAUAG
Molecule: messenger RNA, 3199 nt
Organism: Spodoptera frugiperda (fall armyworm)
Lineage: Eukaryota; Metazoa; Arthropoda; Insecta; Lepidoptera; Noctuidae
Exons: 10
Coding region: 212-1633 (473 amino acids)
Biological process (GO): intracellular signal transduction; negative regulation of protein tyrosine kinase activity
Cellular component (GO): cytoplasm
Molecular function (GO): protein kinase inhibitor activity
Source: RefSeq, a predicted model, not a curated record